Molecule: messenger RNA, 5272 nt
Organism: Varanus komodoensis (Komodo dragon)
Lineage: Eukaryota; Metazoa; Chordata; Lepidosauria; Squamata; Varanidae
Gene: CCDC180
Product: coiled-coil domain containing 180
Exons: 39
Coding region: 141-5195 (1684 amino acids)
Source: RefSeq, a predicted model, not a curated record
AUAAAACUGACUUGAGGAGCUUUUAUCUCACUGUCUUUUUGUACCUACAUUUCCUUGGCUCUGAUCCACUAGAGAAGAUGCAGUGCACACGGGUUUGCCAAACUGAGCUUUGACAAAGGAGGAAACUGAAUGGAUCAGCGAUGGUCUCGCGCGCUUCCUGCGUCUCCAUGACAACCGCAGCCCUCUCGAGGCGCCAUGUUGAAUCUCGCGGACUCGCGAGAAAAGUAGGGCGGCCUCCAUCUCUUUCCCCUCCCAGUCGUUACUAUGGAGACCAAGCGACGCCGGGCCUGCGCGCUCUGAGAGCGCUCGGGAGGAUUUGGCUUGCCCGGCGGUGCUCAGCUAAUUUGCUGUGGCGCAAAACCAGUUGGCAGCACAAAGGGAUCAGCAACAUGCCCUUGGUGGGUGUUUCACGUGUUGUUCCCAGUAGGAAAAUCUACAGACAGAUCUUUGAUGAUGAGAUAAACCUAGUCCGUACCCUUGGGGAGGUGAGAAGCAAGAUCGCUAAGCACACAGUCCCACAGCUUCCAGGAAGGAUCCCAUUGGUGAAGGACUUGGAAACAUGUUCAGGCAAUGGGUUUUUAUCGCAUCGCCAGCGGACAUGGGUGGAGGGAAUGCCCAACGACGACCACACUGAAAAUCCAGUGCAAUACAAGGAGGCUAUGACCCAGGCCCUCCUAAAGGCCCAGGAAAGCACCAGCGUGGUCGCAGCACGGGAAGUCAGAGGCCUGGCCGAAGUCAUCAUUCCCGAGAAGAAAAACAGCAACAUCACUGACCGUAUCUCAGAGAGGAGAAAGUUCCGUUAUGAAGAAACAGUGCUGGCGCUAAGGCAGGAGCUGGCCCGAGUCGGAAGGGAGAUGGAGUUGAGCUUUCUGGAGCCUGGGAAGGCAUUUUUGGCCAGGCUCUCAGAAUCUGAUCGAACCAUUGAGUGUCUUUUUCAAUCAGCUGAACGCAGCUCCAGUCCUGAGACUCACACCAUACAGCAGCACUUUGAAGACAUGUGGGAGUUUGUCUCCCAGGAGACCUUAAAAAGGAGGCAGUGGAUCAGAGACCUGGAUGAAGCCUUACGUAAGGCAGAGGCAGAUCGAACUGAACGGAUCAAAGCCGUGCUUAGCAAAUACACCAAGAUUCUGGAAGACAUUGCCUACUUCUUAUCUGCUGAUGUCCAUCGGUUCAUGCACAAAGAAGCCAUGAUGAUAAACCAGGCCUUGCUGGCCAAUCGGAGAGCCAUAGCCAGGUUGUUUAUCAAUCUGAUGGAGAUGGACAUGAAGAGGAACGUCUUCCAUCGGUGCAAACUUGAGGAGAGAAUAAAGAACUGGAAAGCUUUGCAGAAGGAGUACAUUAUUUCCAGUUUCAGAGAGUUCAUGGAAAGUGAAAGGAUACAGAAGCCGAGCACUGUGAAGGCAGAACUGGAGGACAUGCUGGAAGGCCAGUUGUUGCUCACCCAGAAGAGGACAGCGCUUCUGUAUUCCUUGGGCUCUUUGUUGCCUUUGACACAUUCUAAGGCCGAGGUAAAUGAAUGGUACGAAUCCGUUGUGACAUUAAAUAAACGUAUAGAUACCCACAAUGUGCAAUACAUGAUGAGAAUUCGUAUCCAGUAUGAGAAAGUUUGCCAGGAGUGUCUGUCAAAAGUACAAGAGUUCAAGCAAAGAUUGUUGGAUAUGAAAAUCUGUACAGAAAAAGAAGCAGAGAACAUGGUGAAUCCCAAUUUAUUUCAGUUGGUUGGGAAGCUGCAGAGUCGGUUUGAGCACGAGAUGGAGAAGAUGGAUAAAGAGUUGGAGCAGCUGGCCAAACACACAGAAAUCAACUGCAGGCACCUGUGCCAGUACUUCCAGGAUGCUCUUGUCCUCUUGGACACUCACCAGCAAGGCCUCUCUCAUCAGGAAAAUGACCUUCAGAAUAAAUUGAAUGAUUGCCGGAACAAACACGAGCACCUGAACAAGUUAAGGGAAGUUCACCUGGAUAUAUCCAUUGACAAGCUGAGGGUCCAAAGCACUGAUGAGAAGCUGAAAUCCCAGUUGGAGAAGGUUUAUGCUGCUCUGGACUUCAUCCGAGCCGGGUAUGCUGUCUUCUAUCAAGACCUCUUGUCUAAAGUAACAGCUUACCCAGACUAUAUUUUGCGUGAACUGAUUUCCUACAGUACCUCCCUCAGCCGCUAUUUUUAUGUGAAGGACAUCUAUAAAGGUAGUCCAUUAAAAACGGCUGAGGACUCAGUUGAAGAGGAAGAAACGACUGAGGAGGCAGAAGACAUCACAGAAAUGGAGGAGACCUUGCAGGAUUCACCCGAACAUGUGCAUGAAGAAGAAACAGAGCAUCCAGAAGAGGAGGAGGAGGAGAAGGUUGAAGAAGAAAAUGCAGGGGAGUCUGAGAAACUGGGGAAAACCGAAAGUUCUGCUCCUGACAGUGACGGAUUGGGCAUCCCGGAAGGCAGGGCCAGUUUCUUCCUAGAAAGUGAUGAUGUAGAGAAAUCCGAGGAUGGGAGCAUUCCCAUGCAGGAAGGCAGAGACAUUCAUGAAGCUGAAGAUGCCACAGAACCAGCAUUGGUGACGGUCUCUGCCUCACACUUAAAGCCAAAAGCGGUGGCACUGGAGUUCUUCACCACUUCCAGUGGCAAUACUUACAGGGUGGCUCAGCGUUCAAAAAAGUCCAAGGUCAAACCCUCGGAGAAAUACUACAUUGGAAGACUGAAACUCAAGGCCCUGCCUCCCUACUUGGAGCAGGUGUACCUCUCAGAAAAUUUCCUUACGGAUGCAAGAAGACAAAUUCGCCUGCAGUUCUUCGAGCACCUGGAGAAUUGGUUUGCGCAGUCGCUGUCCAACGCCUCGGCCAUUGUGGCAGCCAAGAAGGAAGAGCUCAGCUCAGAGCUGCAGCUGCGCAUUCACCUGCACGAGCCGAGGCGAGAGCGCAUUGAGAAGGACGUUUACCACGUCCGAAUGGCGGAACUGCGGCUUCAUAACGAGCGCUUGGCACGGCACUGCGCUGGCCUGGUGGAAGCUCUGAAUGCAGAGAAAGCUGCCUUCUUCAAGCUUCGGCAUGACCAGAACAAAGUCAGCAAGACCUUCCGUCACAAAAUCCAAGACAUGGAGAACAUGUUCCUGGUGGAGGGCAGGGCAGAAAAGUUGGUGACGCUCAGCAACAAUCUGCACUCGGAGCUGAUCAAUCACAUGGAAGUGCUGCAGGUUUCCCUAAGGAGUUACCGGCAGUACCUGGAAGAAAUGCUAGGAAAGCUGCGGGAAGCGAACACGGACUUUCUAAAAUCGUGCAAAUUAUUUGCGAAUGGAGGCAACUUUUCUCCGGAGGAACUGGAUGUCUUCCUGAAGCGUCUGCAGAAGGAGAGCGGGCGCAUUGACUUUGUGGAAGGCUUGAUCAUGAUCGACAUGGAAAAAAUGGAGUCCAGUUAUUUGGAGCAGGCUACAGAGGUUAUCAACAAGUUUGAAAAUAGGUUCCGUUUCCUGGCAAUGGAUCGGGUCUUCAUGGAGAAAAUCCAGCGGUUUUUGACGAAUAUUCAAGUGAAAAUCAAGUCAGAGGUGGCAAAAUCAAAUUUACAGACCCAGACGUUAAACUCCCAGCUCGAGAAGCUCACUGGGAAGAUCGAUGCUUGUGCCCAUCCCAACGUGGAUAAGGAAUCCAUUACUCCAGAGUUGCUCUACAAGUUUGCCCAGUUCCUGACGGAAGAAUUGAAGAAGAGGAGCAAGUAUCUCAAUUGCCUGUUGGUGAAUCUGGAGGUAAAUUCCUCUGUGCAUGACCAUACCGCCCAGGGCUCCCUCACAGCUUCCAUCCAGUCCGACAGCAUGAUGGAGAGCAAGACAGUUGUGAUGGGUGUGGAGUGCACCCCUCUGAUGAAUCCGUGCAGGAUGGGGAAGCCCUUCGCUGACGAUGCAGCAGUCAGCAUGAUCAAGCAGCUUGCUGGGAUUCAGCGCGUCAGAAGGAUGACAGAGGCACAGAUUGAAAGAGGACGCCUGAUGUCAGGCACAGGAGAAGUUGGAGCGCCUAAUCCAGUUCAGACAUCCCCCGGUGGGCGUGUCCAUGCUGACAGCAGCCCUGGCAGUCCAAACGUCAAUGUCUUACCUGUGAAAAAAACUAGUUCCAUUAGCAAACGAGUGUCAGGAAGUGUGACCUCAAUCCAGAAAUAUACCAGGCAGACGCGGGUGGACAGGAAGGUGCUGAUCUUUGGGGAGAGGCCAAAAGAAAACAGUAAUGAGCAUUUUAAAGGGAUUAUCUUCAGUAUCGUGUGGGACAACUUUGAUAAUCUAAUGGGCACUGCAGAGGAGUUUUACAAAAAGGAUAAGCAUCAGAUCACUAGGCCAGAAUUCCUGCAAGAUACCUACGACCAGUGCCUUGACGUGAUGGGCCAGAAGCUCACGUCCUACCUGCUCCAAGCAGAUGAGUACCACAUCGCCUGCAUCUCUGAGUUCCGGGAUCAACUGAAGAUAUUUGAGGAGCAGCUUCCACACAUCACCCAGCUGGUUAUUGACACACAUCUGAAAGAUCACGAGCAGCUUCUCAGGGAGUCUACAGAUCAGAUCCGGCACCAUCUACAAGACCAGCUGCAAAAAUGGGACAUUGCAAAGGACCAGAACAAGGCGAAGCUGUGCCCAAGCUUGGGCCACCCUCACAACCUGCCUCAGCUGGAGGCCUUGUGCCAGGAGGAGGUGAAAAGACAGAGUGAACAAGCAGAGGGGAUUCAUCUCUGCACCAAGGAACUGGAGAGCUGUGUCAUCGAGUGCGCCCAGGGGUUUGUCUCCACUCUGGCUGACGCCACUGAAAAGAUCCUUGUGGGGCUGGACAACUGCCUCACUGUUGACGACGUGCAACAAGGAAAAAUUGAGCAUCCCAGAGAGAAGGUCAGCACUCUGAUCCGUCGUAAAAAAGCCGGCCUGUCCUUAGAAGCAGAGGAAUGCAAGCUGGUGGCAGAGCGGGGAAGCAGGACCUGGCCUGGGCUCCCAAGAACCACCCUGCUGGCUCUCCCUAGUCAGAUUAUCUGCCGAGAAACUGCUUCUGUGACAACAGCCAAAACCACCUUGGGGCAUGUGGCCGCCGUGGAAGAGAGAGACGUGGCUUACGUGAAAUUCAAGCAACUGCUUGAGGCAGAAUUUACCAGAAUUAAGGAGGAGAAGACCGCCCAACUCAUGAAGGCCCAGCACUGGGCGGACUGGUGGAAGAAGUCUGUGCAGAUAAUCAAGCAGCUGUAUGCAUGAGUCCAACACUGUGCUGCAUUUUGAUUCCAAGAAGAACAAAUGUAGUGUUUAAGAAAUAAAGUUGUAGUAUGCUUUCA